Molecule: messenger RNA, 3759 nt
Organism: Salmo salar (Atlantic salmon)
Lineage: Eukaryota; Metazoa; Chordata; Actinopteri; Salmoniformes; Salmonidae
Product: TOX high mobility group box family member 4-B
Biological process (GO): regulation of transcription by RNA polymerase II
Cellular component (GO): nucleus
Molecular function (GO): chromatin DNA binding
Source: RefSeq, a predicted model, not a curated record
UUCGCAGUGGGGGAAUCACGUGUGGUCGGCAUAUUCAAACGUGUACAGAUUGGCUCGCCCAAGUCUCCACAAUCUUUGGUUUUCCAACACACAAUGAACACUCACGCUCAGCCCGACAUCAAUUCAGAUUUAACGUUAGCUAGCUAGCUAGCAUAGCUAACAGUUUCCUAGUUUGUCACGAGCUGCAGUUCGCUUCUGAUUCUUUAAAAGUCCUUGAAAGCCUUAGAUGAAAUAGUUAGUGAGCUUCACGUGGCCUUGUUUCAAAAGCUGAGAACGCUUGCUAGUAGAACCAAGAUCUAAACACAGGAAAAGGGCGGUCGUGAUCCCUUUCGUACCAUAUUCCGACUGUUCAAAUAAAACUGCGACAAUGGCUAUUUACCAAAAUUAAUGUUAACAAUUGGCUUUACCAAAUAUUUGAAAGUGGGUUGUAGUGGUGUGGGGUAUUCUGUCUCCAGAGAAUAAACGGUUAAAAUGAUUUAAUUUGGUUUACUAGGCCAUUGGGAUGAACCAUUUGAGAAAAAUGGGGGCCUGGGGGGAGAGAAGUCUGUGCGAUUUGUUGUUUACUUAUUUCAACUAGAGAUUGGUUGUAUACUGACUUGAGCCAGCCAUAUGAGUGUCUACACAAGAACGUUGAUUGUUACAUGAUGACAAAUAUUUGAACUAAAACAACUGUGAAAGCAAAAGUCCGAAAUCCCAGACACCCUCUAUUCCCAACCAUUCCCCACACUGGAACCCGACCCAUGGUGAUUGAUUCCAAUCCAAAUCCACAGUUCAGGAUCCAUUGAGCAGCCUUGUUCGAGCGCAGAGUAGAGCAGCUGUGAGAAAGAACCAGACUAGCUCAAUUCUGAAAUGCCUCAAGACACAUCAAAAUACGGCUAUUUGCGGGACUCCAUAUAACUUGUAAUAUUACCCAUCUGUUAACACGAGUUUGUCUUUUUUUUUCGGGUGUAGUAGCUGUAGAAUUUUAACCAGAGAUACCAUUAGCACAUGAUUCGGUACUACACAGCCUUGCGUCAGCUAGGAUAGCCACGCUAAUUAGUAAAGAGAGGUUAUUUUUGGUCUGAGUGAGAGCGCUGGCGUGCACUACAAUAAUUAUUUGGCCAUAUGAGCAUAGCUAACAACUGCUUCGUUUCAUACCAUCACGUCGCUAAAUCCUGCAUAUUUCAUGACAGAAAUCUGAAUUCGGUGUGUAGCCUCGAGUCAUGAUUUAUUUUUUUGGUUAUACAUUUUGUGGUACUAAAACAGUCAGUGGUACAGACGUUUUAGAUUAGAUUUAUUCCGUAUAUCAACCAAUUGCAUUGAUUUAAUGUCAUACGAGGCGCCAUUAGAUAAUGGACCUGAAUUUUUAUUCCGAUCUAACGGAUGGGACUGGGCCACACGGAGAUCCAGAAUUCCUGGACCCUGGGUCUUUCAAUGGAUAUGACAAUAAGUUCCCUGAAGGCAGUGACAACUACCUGACCAUCAGCGGGGCGGGCAAUCCAUUCCUCUCAUCCUCUGAGACGUUCCACACCCCCAGUCUGGGAGAUGAGGAGUUCGAGAUCCCCCCCAUCUCCCUGGAUCCAGACCAGGCGCUCACCGUGUCCGAUGUGGUGGCCCACUUCGGAGAGCUAUCGGAUGGAGAGCGCGGUGGCUUGUCCACCCCCGGGAACGUUGUGGUCGGGGGAGACGACCCGUCCUUCGCCUCCACCUUUGUGAAUCCCCACCCGGGGUCUCAGGGACUGGACCACCACCUGAGUCUGGGGGUCAUCAGUCAGUCCGGUGGAGGAGGAGCUAUUCUGGGGUCUGCUCUGGGCAUGGAUCUGGGCCACUCCGUUGGCUCCCAGUUCAGCAGCUCCUCCCCCAUGACCAUAGAUGUCCCACUGAGUGACAUGGGCCACGGCCUGUUGGGCCACAACCAGCUGACCACCAUCGACCAAUCGGAGCUCAGCGCCCAGCUGGGGCUCAGCCUAGGGGGCGGGGCCAUCCUGGCGAGGUCGCAGUCACCUGACCAACCGCCGUCGGCCGCUGCUUCGCCGGCCGGCUCGCUACAGGACGACGACAUGGACGACUUCAGACAGAGUGUGUUGGUGGAGUCCCCUAUCUCUCUCGGCGUCAUCUCCCUCGAGCCCCCUCUCUCCGACUCCCCCAUUCCUUCCUUCGCUCCGUCCUCCAGCACCCCUCCUACCCUUGUCCGGAGAGGGGGAGCGGCCGGAGGAGGAGGGAAGAAAGGGAAGAAAAAGAAAGACCCUGACGAGCCCCAGAAGCCUGUGUCGGCCUACGCUCUGUUCUUCAGGGACACACAGGCAGCCAUUAAGGGCCAGAACCCCAGCGCCACCUUCGGAGAGGUGUCCAAGAUAGUGGCCUCCAUGUGGGAUAGCCUGGGGGAGGAGCAGAAGCAGGUGUACAAGAGGAAGACGGAAGCAGCUAAGAAGGAGUAUUUCGAGGCUCUGGCAGCCUACAGAGAUAAUCAGCUUUCUCAGCCGACCAUUGAGGUUUUGGACACUUCCCCAUCGCCUCCCUCUCCUCCUCCCGUUGCCCCACUCCCCGCCCCUACUCCCCGUUCCACCCGUUCCUCCGUCCCCCACCUCGCCCUUGAAGAGAACACCAUCACCAACAUCUGCACCUCCAACAUCAUCCUAGCAGGUGGAGACCUCCCUCAGGUCACCACCCGCUCCCGUACAGGGGCGCACAAACCCCCCACUCCUACGCCCGCCCUGGCUCCAAGCCCCCCCACCGUUACUAAAAUCAUCAUCAAGCAACAGACGUCGCCAUCAGGGGUAAUGGUGGUGUCAAGUAGUACGGUAUUGUCUACUCGGCAGCCGCCACCACUCCAACAGAUGCAGAACACCCCUCCUCCGCCCCGUCUCCAGCAGAUGGUACAUGCCCAGGCCCCACCGCCACUGCAGGCCAAACCAAGAGGCGGGGGUGCCAUGGCACCACCCCCUCUGCAGAUCAAGAUCGUCCCUCCCGCCUCAGAUUUGGACUCUCCCAUUAUCGACACGGCGGCAGGGGGGUUAGCCGCGUUGGGGGGGGGCACUCCGACCUCGGGGGAGUUGGUACAGUCCGCUGCCUUAGUAACGGCCUGUUCGACGGAAGCCGAGGACGGGGCUGAAGGAGAGGAAGGGAUGCAGGUGGAGUUGAAUGUGUCUCCAGGGCCAGAUGUGACCCAGACCUGCAGCCCUAACCUGUGUGUCCGAGCCGGCUGCACCAACCCAGCUGUAGAGAACAAGGACUGGGACAGGGAAUACUGCAGCAACGAGUGUGUGGCCACACACUGCAGGGAUGUGUUCAUGGCCUGGUGUGCGAUUCGAGGGCAGAACUCCACUGUCACGUAAGGAAUGGACAGAAGAGAGGAGUGAUAGAUGGACAGACUUCAAAGAGGAGUGAGAGGAGAGAAGAGUGAUAUAUGGACAUGAUAGGGAUUAGCCAAGACUAAAGAGAAAGGAGAGGGGAGUGAAGAAUGGAGAAGAGAAGAGAGGGACUUGGCUUUUUUCCACAACCAGACUUUGUCCUCAUAGAAUAAUCAAGCAGAAGACCAAUACUCCUGUGAUGAUACAUUAUGAAUUUUAAAUAAUAAUUAAAUCAUUUUAUAUUAAAUGUUUUUAAGGUAAUAUGUAAUAUAACGCUAGAUGCACCACUGGUAUGUCGCUUGCAUUUCAUAGCUCGUGCCAUAGAGUUGGACAAAGGGCAUAUAUUUUCAAAUGGUGCUGUCCAUGUAAAAAUACUGUUUUAAUCUAUCCAACUCUACGGCUAAUGAAGGUUUUUCUCCUGACCAUUGUA